Molecule: messenger RNA, 1146 nt
Organism: Epithele typhae
Lineage: Eukaryota; Fungi; Basidiomycota; Agaricomycetes; Polyporales; Epitheliaceae
Product: Clavaminate synthase-like protein
Exons: 8
Coding region: 1-1146 (381 amino acids)
Molecular function (GO): dioxygenase activity
Source: RefSeq, a predicted model, not a curated record
AUGCCUGCCACCACACUGCCAUCCGUUCCACAUUACAUUUCCGGUCCUGUCACCCAGGAGGAUUUGGACUGGGCGGAACUGCCCAUCCUCGACAUCUCCAAGGCCCACACGCCCGAGGGACUCGCGGAGCUCGCGCCUGUCGUGUGCGAUGCGAUGCGCACCCAGGGCUUCCUGUACGUCGUGAACCAUGGACUCACGCAGGCGCAAGUAAGCGACAUCGGCAAUUCCCUAGAUUGCCUCCGGACUGACUCGAGACAGAACGACAGGAUAUUCGACAUCGCGGACGUCCCAUUCUCUCAGGUCUCAGACCAAGAGAAGAAGAACCAUGUAGUAAAGCCUCUGGAGACGGGGCUGUUCACCGGGUACAAGGAGCGUCAAUAUUUCCAUAUUGACAACGGUGUCAGGGACCAGCUUGAGAUGUUUCAAAUCACGGAGCGCGGGCAGGGAUACCCGGCUGCAGUGCGCCCGCUCCUCCCAGAGAUCCGUGCGUGGUCGGAGUACAAUCACUUUAAGGUCGUACAUCCUCUUCUCAGACUGCUCGCAUUGGGUAUGGAGUUGCCCGAAGACACCUUCGUCAAUAUGCACCAGUUUGAGGGUCCCUCCGAGACAUGGAGUACCUUCCCUCGCACAGACGAAGACGAAGAAAAGAGCAAAAACGUCUGGCUCAAGGGACAUACAGGCUAUAGGCUUGCAGAUCUAGGUUCCCUCACCAUCCUCUGGAGCCAGCCUGUGAGCGGGCUCCAGGUACUCUUACCUGACGGGAAAUGGCGCUGGGUAAAGCACAUGGAGAACGCCCUUGUCGUCAACCUCGGCGACUCGCUCGAGAUGCUCUCCGGCGGCUUCUACAAGGCCGCGAUCCAUCGCGUGGUCCAGCCGCCGCCCGACCAGCGCGGGCGCACCCGCCUCGGCGCGUUCUACUUCUCGCUCCCGGACGACCCCGUGCGCCUCGUCCCGCUCGCGCAGAGCCCGGUGUUCAGCCGCGCGGGCGUGGAGGUAAAGCGGCGAUGUGCGGACGCGGACGCGCCGACGGCGGCGGCGUGGCGCGCGGCGCGGGUGAUGGCUUACGGGCAGACUGUGCUCACGAAGCGCGAGGGGAACGUCGAAGAGGAGGUCGUGAACGGGGUCGUUGUAAAGCACUACAACUGA